Messenger RNA from Neurospora tetrasperma FGSC 2508, 506 nucleotides. RefSeq lists its product as uncharacterized. Bases 83 to 262 code for a protein of 59 amino acids. NCBI's taxonomy places the organism in Eukaryota, Fungi, Ascomycota, Sordariomycetes, Sordariales, Sordariaceae. The transcript has a single exon. The record is from RefSeq and is a predicted model, not a curated record.
AGUUUAAUACUACAUGUAAAUCGCUUUUCGGAUUUUCAUUGUUCUUGUUGUGUUGUGUGAACGAUGGCAUCUCAUUUCUCCCAUGCCUAGAACAGGAGGAACCUGCCCUGGCCGAACCCGAAUCCCAUCUUCCAUCUUGCAACUCCCCUUUUCCCCUAAGCAUCGGUCGUGUAUCCAGAGCGCCGGUUCUGCUCGCGCAGAUGCAUAUACAAACCCAAAAAGCUCAUGUCCUGGUAUCUCUCAUACGCUCAUGCCAUCAUAACGCAGCCUCUGUCAAUUCCAAGUUCCCAAAAAGGGACGUAUGUAGUGAUAGUAGACUACUUAAAGUCUCACAGCAGCCAUUCCUAGCAGCCUGUGCACGUCGGUUUCUUUUCGUUUUUUUUUUCUUUGUCUUUGUUUUGGGUGAACGAACACUUUCUCCACUUUGAAGCCGUUCCCCGGAGUCUACCCACCGUGGGUUGCCCCCAUGUUCAAUCAUUUGUUCGCUCGUGUGCCGUCUUUACGUU